AUUUUAAUUUUGGGCUGAUUCAGAGUUGCUGAGGGCUUACUCCUGGAUAAGUACUCAGGAAUCACUCCUAACAGGGAUUGUGGGAAUUUUUGGAGUGCUGGAGAUCAAACCCAGGUUGCCAUGUUUAAGUAUUAGCAUUUGUGUACAUCUGCAUUUGAAAAUGGCAGAGGGAAACAAUGAAGAAGUGAUUCACUUGAACAAUUUUCAUCGCCACAGAAGGCAAGACUGGAUCAAUGUCAGAGAUAAACCCAUCACCAUAUCUGACUCCUCUGAUGAGGAAGGGGUUCCGAUGGUGAUCACCCCAACUGCUCACCAACAUGACGACGACGACGAUGACCUGGAUGACGAGGAUAUCUUGAUCGAAGAUGAUUCUGGAGAUGAAUACGAUACAUUUCUGGAUCUUGGGACUUCUGCAGUUUCUGAGUUAAUUAAGCCAAGUGGUCAAGCUGAAAGAGAACCUAAGCCUGGACCCAGUCAUAACCAAGCACCAAAUGUCAUCAUUCGUCCGAGAUCAGAGCAGAAAGUUAUUAUCUUGGAAGAAAGUAACCUUUUCCCAGAUAGCGACACUCUGGAAAUUCAGAAUCAGUCAUCAAGUACUGGAGAAUCAUCUGCUGUCAUCGAUGACCAGGCGAUCGAGGAAGACUACUGGUUAGAUCAUCCUUACUUACAGUCUCUAAAGCAACAGCCUAAGGAGAGAACAAACCAGGUUACUCCUCGAGAAAGGCAGCCAGAAGUAGAACUGGGUCCAUUGUUAUACCAGCAUGAACCUCCAAGACCCCAGCAGAAUCGAAUUCCUGCUCCCCCUUCCACUCAUCCAGCCCAUCCUCUCGAAGAACUUGAAGAUCAGCAAUUAGCAAUAGAUGAUGAAGCUCCUGGACCAGCCUAUCCGAUUCAGGGAUCUCAGGAAUCCAGUCUGGGAAACUACUGGGAUCAAGAAGCUACUUCAGAAGAUCAAGAACUUGUUGCACUAUUAGUGAAAGAAACAGAAGCAAGAUUUCCAGAUGUAGCAAAUGGGUAUAUAAAGGAAAUUAUUCAUUUGAAGGAUUAUUAUGAUUUAAAUGAACUUUGUAAUUUUCUUCUGGAAAAUCCAGAUUAUCCAAAGAGAGAAGAUAGACUCAUUAUCAACCCCAGUAGUAGCCUGCUUGCCAGCCAAGAUGAGACAAAGUUGCCUAAAAUAGACUUUUUUGACUACUCAACAUUGGUUCCUCUUGACCAGCGCUGCUUCAUCCAAGCUGCUGACCUCCUGAUGGCCGACUUCAAAAUGCUCAGCAGUCAGGACAUCAAGUGGGCCCUGCAUGAGCUCAAAGGACACUAUGCAAUCACCAGAAAGGCCUUUUCUGAUGCCAUUAAAAAGUGGCAGGAGCUUUCACAGGAGACCAGUGGAAAAAGGAAAAGAAGAAAAGAAAUGAAUCAAUAUUCUUACAUUGAUUUCAAGUUUGAACAAGGUGACAUAAAAAUACAGAAGAGGAUGUUCUUUCUGGAAAAAAAGCGUCGGCAUUAUAGGUCCUAUGAAAGACAUGCUCUCCUUCCAGCUGUGCAGCAGGAACAGGAGUUCUAUGAGCAGAAAGUCAAAGAGCUGGCAGAGCAUGAAGACUUUUUGCUUGCCCUCCAAAUGAAUGAAGAACAGUAUCAAAAGGAUGGCCAGCUGAUUGAGUGCCGCUGCUGCUACGGGGAAUUUCCGUUUGAGGAACUGACUCAGUGUACAGAUGCUCACUUAUUUUGCAAAGAGUGUCUCAUCAGAUAUGCCCAAGAGGCCGUCUUUGGAUCUGGAAAGUCAGAGCUUAGCUGCAUGGAAGGCAGCUGCACAUGUUCCUUCCCGACCAGCGAGCUGGAAAAGGUGCUGCCCCAGACCAUCCUGGGGAAAUACUACGAGCGGAAGGCUGAAGAAGAGGUUGCCGCAGCCUAUGCUGAUGAGCUUGUCAGGUGUCCUUCCUGUAGUUUUCCUGCUCUGUUGGACAGUGAUGUGAAGAGAUUCAGUUGUCCCAAUCCUCGCUGCCGAAAGGAAACCUGUAGGAAGUGUCAGGGACUCUGGAAAGAGCACAAUGGCCUCACCUGUGAAGAGCUGGCUGAAAAGGAUGACAUCAAGUACCGAACGUCUGUUGAAGAGAAGAUGACAGCUGCACGCAUUAGGAAGUGUCACAAGUGUGGAACUGGCCUCAUCAAGUCUGAAGGCUGCAACCGAAUGUCUUGCCGCUGUGGCGCCCAGAUAUGCUACCUCUGCCGAGUGUCUAUCAAUGGCUAUGAUCAUUUCUGCCAACAUCCUCGCUCACCUGGAGCACCGUGCCAGGAGUGUUCCAGAUGUUCACUGUGGACUGAUCCCACAGAGGAUGAUGAGAAGCUCAUUGAAGAAAUCCGGAAGGAGGCAGAAGAAGAGCAGAAAAGAAAGAAUGGAGAAAGCACCUUCAAACGCAUCGGACCACCCUUGGAGAAGCCUCCAGAGAAAGUCCAGCGGGUGGAGGCCCUGCCCCGACCUGUCCCACAGAAUCUACACCAGCCGCAGCUGCCCGCCUAUGCCUUUGUUCAUCCGCCCUUUCCUUUGGCCCCUGUCCGGCCCAUGUUCAACAACUUCCCCCUCAACAUGGGCCCCAUCCCUGCACCCUAUGUGCCCCCACUGCCCAAUGUGCGGGUUAACUAUGAUUUUGCUCCUGUUCACAUCCCCCUGGAGCACAAUCUGCCCAUGCACUUUGGUCCCCAGCCCCGGCAUCGGCAUCGCUUCUGAUGGCCAGGACUCCCCAGGAGACAAUACGCAGUACAGCCCCAGGCCCUGAG
Suncus etruscus (white-toothed pygmy shrew) is the source of this 2769-nucleotide messenger RNA. RefSeq names its product ring finger protein 216 (gene RNF216). The record is from RefSeq and is a predicted model, not a curated record. Gene Ontology annotation, molecular function: zinc ion binding. The coding region runs from base 161 to 2719 and encodes 852 amino acids. The transcript has 17 exons. NCBI's taxonomy places the organism in Eukaryota, Metazoa, Chordata, Mammalia, Eulipotyphla, Soricidae.